AGUAAAACAUAAACAAAAUCGAACGUUCGAUUUAUACUGCGCGAGUGAAUUACGAUGGAAUUCUGCCAUUUGAAGCUGAGACAGAAAUUUUGAACAGAAAUCCUAAGUAUAGAACCCUAGGAGAAGAACCCUAGGAUUUGUGCGUUUCUUGGAAUCGGUGAACGUUUCCACUGGAGUUUGUUAUUGAGGCGCGGAGAAUGUCGACGGACCUGCAAUUGAAAUCGAGUUGUAGCGGAUGCGGAUCAACGACGGAUCUCUACGGAAGCAAUUGCAAGCACAUGACUCUGUGCUUGAGUUGCGGCAAAACCAUGGCCGAGAAUCGCUCCAAAUGCGUCGAUUGUGGUGUCACCCUUACUCGCCUGAUUCGAGAAUACAAUGUUCGUGCAAGUUCUACCAAUGACAAGAACUACUUUAUUGGAAGGUUCAUGACCGGUUUACCAGAUUUUUCGAAGAAGAAAAGUGCUGAGAACAAGUGGGCUCUGCAGAAGGAAGGACUGCACGGUCGCCAAAUUACUGAUUCUUUGCGGGAGAAGUACAAGAAUAAGCCUUGGCUCUUGGAGGACGAAACAGGUCAGUCCCAGUACCAUGGUCAUCUAGAAGGUUCACAAUCGGCUACAUAUUACCUGCUAAUGAAAGAAAGGAAGGAAUUUGUUGCCAUUCCUGCUGGUUCUUGGUACAACUUUAACAAGGUUGCUCAAUAUAAGCAAUUGACAUUGGAGGAAGCAGAAGAGAAGAUGAAGAAUAGAAAGAAAACUGCAGAUGGAUAUCAGAGAUGGAUGAUGAAAGCAGCAAAUAAUGGCCCAGCUGCAUUUGGUGAACAUGGAAAAUUUGAGGACAAGGAAAGCAACACAGGUGGAGGGAGAAGCCGUAAAAAAACUGGUGAGGAUGAUGAAGGUCAUGUUUCUGAUAAGGGAGAGGAGGAUGAAGACGAGGAAUCCGACAGGAAGAGCAGACUUGGACUUAAUAAAAGAGCUGGUGAUGAUGAUGAAGAAGGUCCAAGGGGAGGGGACCAUGAUCUAGAUGAUGACGACGUUGAGAAGGGUGAUGACUGGGAGCAUGAAGAAAUUUUCACUGAUGACGAUGAAGCUGUUGGAAAUGACCCUGAGGAAAGGGAGGAGUUAGCUCCUGAAGUUCCUGCUCCUCCUGAAAUAAAACAGGAUGAGGAGGAGGAGGAUGAAGAUAAUGAAGAAGGGGGAGGUCUGAGUAAAUCUGGGAAAGAGCUGAAGAAGCUGCUUGGGAAAGCUAGUGGUCUGAAUGAAUCUGAUGCAGAGGAUGAAGAUGAUGACGAUGACGAUAUGGAUGACGAGGUUGGCAAUCCUCCUGUGAUUGCUACGAAGCAGAAGGAUGCCCCUAAGGAAGAACCUGUUGACAUUAGCCCUUCAAAGCCAGCAGCAACAGGACCUGCUCGUGGAACACCAUCUUCUAAGUCUUCAAAGGGAAAGAGAAAAUCAAAUGAAGAAGUAAAACCAGCAAAUACUGCAACACCAAAGAAGGUGAAACAGGAAAAUGAACCAAAAUCGUCUACCAAAGAUGUAAAUGGGUCUGCAUCUAAAAGCAAUGCACCUCCCAAAGGUACACCUCCGUCAUCAUCAAAGCCUGGGUCUUCCGGAACAGCUACUGGACCUGUGAGUGAGGAAGAAAUUAGGGCUGUUUUAAGGCAAAAGACUCCAGUGACCACUCAGGAUCUUGUAGCUAAAUUUAAGGCAAGAUUGAGAUCUUCAGAGGAUAAGCAAGCAUUUGCUGAGAUCCUGAAGAGAAUCUCUAAAAUACAGAAGACUGCAAAUGGAUCCAGUUAUGUUAUCCUGAGAGAUAAGUGACGUGUAGACCCCAAUGAUUGGUUCGGAAAAGAUGCUGCAUAAAAAAUGAGAAUACGAUGAUAUUCCAUGUAUAUUCUUCACAUUUUGGGCACCGUCGUCGAGAUUAUAUUGCUAAGUUAAUGCCCAUCGAGUAUAAGAGACUUUUUUUUUGUUUUUGAAAUCGUGAAAGUCGCCUCAUCGGGUUACAAAUGCGAGUACAGGGUAUAUGGAGAUUACCCUGGCGCAUUGAAUAAACAGGAUCUACCUCUUAUUAACAUUAUAGAAAGAAGCAAAUGGUACAACUUAUAAAUCUUAUGUACGUUUAUCUGUAUUUUUCGUGUA
Vigna umbellata (rice bean) is the source of this 2138-nucleotide messenger RNA. Its product is annotated as transcription initiation factor IIF subunit alpha-like. Gene Ontology annotation, biological process: transcription initiation at RNA polymerase II promoter; positive regulation of transcription elongation by RNA polymerase II. Lineage: Eukaryota; Viridiplantae; Streptophyta; Magnoliopsida; Fabales; Fabaceae. Gene Ontology annotation, cellular component: nucleus; transcription factor TFIIF complex. Gene Ontology annotation, molecular function: TFIIF-class transcription factor complex binding; DNA binding; RNA polymerase II general transcription initiation factor activity. The record is from RefSeq and is a predicted model, not a curated record.